CCAACUCACCUGAGGUCACCCACGCCAUGUGGGAGCUAUUGAAGCGACCUAAUGUCAAGAUUUCAAGAUACUUACUUAUACAUCAUGAAAGCUGCAACUCUCCGUUAACCAGCUUAUUUUUUGCAAACAGACGAUAACCGAAACUCGGACACUGACCGCUGAAUCCGACACCGCAAUGGACGCGAUAUCAACCUUCAGUUUCGGCAACCUAGGCUGGCUCGCUACCCAGGCUGUCCCGCUCAUCAUAUGGCCAAGGUUCAUCACCAACCUACUCCGCCCCGAAGACUACCAGGCCGCAGGCUCUCUCGAAGAUUAUUUUGCCCGUUCCCUAGGCUUCGCCCUUCUAACCCUGGGCCUUCUCGUCGUGACCCUCACCGGCGCGGUGCCCCUCACAGCCGAAGACCAAACUCCCCCGGGCACCGUCUCCCCUCACGCCAACGCCGCCCUGGUUCUCUCCUCGAUCCACCACGCCUCCGCCGCCUUCUACUGCUACAGCAGGUACUUGCGGACGGGCCAGACGGCCUUCGGCUUCGGUUGUCUCGGCAGCGCCGUCUUCGCCGUCUUCGGCCUUUGGUGCCUCAUGUUCGCCGGCGACAAGUCGCGCCACAGCAAGAAGCACGGCUACGAUAAGGACACGAGCUCAUUUCCCUUCAAGAACACAGAGUCGUACCGCACCAAGAAGAAGGGCAUGUAAGUGUGUGUCGUCCAUCCCCUGACGACGAGGUAAGCAAUGCUGGCUGCCUCGAAAGGUCGUGUUCGAGCAACAAAAAGUAUCACGGGAUACGUAUGGCAUGGUGCCGUCGGUCCAACUAGACAUGUCAAGGACCGGAGCAGCCUUGCUAGAAUAUACAAAUUUUACACAAGAUAUUU
Messenger RNA from Colletotrichum destructivum, 870 nucleotides. RefSeq lists its product as uncharacterized. The transcript has 4 exons. NCBI's taxonomy places the organism in Eukaryota, Fungi, Ascomycota, Sordariomycetes, Glomerellales, Glomerellaceae. The record is from RefSeq and is a predicted model, not a curated record. Bases 176 to 694 code for a protein of 172 amino acids.